Messenger RNA from Girardinichthys multiradiatus, 5076 nucleotides. It is a transcript of the gene skic3, whose product is annotated as tetratricopeptide repeat domain 37. The transcript has 41 exons. Gene Ontology annotation, cellular component: Ski complex. The coding region runs from base 76 to 4791 and encodes 1571 amino acids. The record is from RefSeq and is a predicted model, not a curated record. Lineage: Eukaryota; Metazoa; Chordata; Actinopteri; Cyprinodontiformes; Goodeidae. Gene Ontology annotation, molecular function: protein binding.
AAUGAGCCAAACAAGCAAAAAAAAAAAAAUACUUCCGUGUCAUUCAAGCUAUAGGUCCAAUGGUCAAUGUAAACAAUGUCCAAUAAAGAAGUUAAAACCGCACUGAAAAGUGCCAGAGAGGCCAUCAACAACAAAGAGUUCAAAGAGGUCCUAAAGCACUGCAAGACUGUUCUGAAACUUGAAAAGAACAAUUACAAUGCUUGGGUGUUCAUCGGCAAGGCAGCCAGUGAGCUGGAACAACCUGAUCAGUCACAAGCAGCCUAUAAAAAAGCAGUGGAGCUGGAGCCUGAUCAGCUGCUGGCCUGGCAGGGUUUAGCAAAUCUUUAUGAAAAUACUGAUCAGUGGGAUUUCAAAGAUGAGCUCCCCAAUGUCUACCAGAAGCUUGUGGAGCUUUAUGCAAGGACAGAUAAAAAUAAAAGCUAUGACAUGAUCAAAAAGCUGUCCGAUAUUUACCAGUCUGACAGGGACUAUUUGAAGCUGGCUAAGGUUUGUCUCCAGCUCAUCCAGCUGAAGGAAGAUGAGGGUGUGGAUAAGAAGGAGUUAGUGCAGUUGUUGCAAAACAUGACCCAAUUCCUCUCUGACGGCAUCAGCAAUGAGGAGCAGGACAAUGAGACUCAACAGCAUCUGAUAACAGCAUUUGAGAAGGCCAUGAUUCUGAUUGAACCUGUGCCAGGAGAGGAGCACAAGAAGCUGUCGACUGGUUAUAUUAAAUGUCUUUCGAAACUACCACAUGAAGAAGGCAAAAUGAAAGAGGCAUGCCAGUCCAUGUUGUCUGUGUACCCAAGACAAACCUAUCCUCUCGAGGUUCUUAGCAGUCACUACCUUAAAACAAAUAACAUGGAUGAGGAUGCAGUCAGCUGUUUUUCCAGACUCCUGGAACUAGUCCCUAACAAUGGAUUGGGUCACCUGGGUCUUGGUACCAAAGCUCUGCUGGAGGGAAGGUAUAAAGAAGCUGUCGAUGAGCUGGCAAAGGGCAUAGAGACGAUGAGCUCAGCAACAGGAUGGUACAGCCUGGCUGAGGCUCAGUUUAAAAUACACAGAUACUCUGACAGCGCUGCAUCUUGCACACAAGGCUUAAAUGUUUGUAUGUCCGAUGACAAGAAGCAAAAGGACAAACUCCUUCGACUGAAGCUGGAGGCUUUAGUAAGAAGUGAAGGAGAGCAGGGCGCCGAUCAGGCUUUGGAGACAUUUUCCCAGAUUACACAGGCUGAAAAAGAUCCGGUUCUGUUGGCCCUGAAAGGACGUGCAUACCUCAACAAAGGACAGAUUGAUCAAUCACUCAAGCUGUUGUCGGAGCUCGAAGGUUCCAAUCCAAACCUGUCGCAGGGAAUGACUCUGAGAGGACUGGCACAUUUAGCUGAAGGUCAGCUUCAGCUGGCAGAGCAGAGCUUUUUACAGGCUACAAAGCAGACCCCAGACAGUGGGGAAUAUUUUUUCUUCCUUGGAAAACUUUAUUGGGAUAUGGGCUCAGAGACCCGUAAAGACCGGAGUAAAGCUCAUACAUACUUAUUAAAGGCUGCAAAGUUAGAUCCGCAUCUUGGAUGUGCAUUUCGGUACCUGGGCCAUUAUUACCGGGAGGUGGCAAAUGAUAAUGCUCGUGCACAGGGGUGCUACAGGAAGGCUUUUCAGUUAAAUAGUGAUGAUGCUGAGUCUGGAGCUGCUUGGGUGGAUCUCAGUAUGGGACAGGGAGAUAUGGAUAGUGCAUUGGCAACACUUGAGUCAGUGAUAGAGAAAGCCACUCCAGGCUCAGCUAAGUGGGCCCAGAUGAGACGAGGCCUGUACUACCUGAAGGUUGGAGAGCAUCAACCCGCCAUAACUGAUUUGCAGGCGGCUUUGAGGGCGGAUCCUGAGGACUGGGUUUGUUGGGAAUGUUUAGGCGAAGCGUACCUUAACCGGCGGAGCUUCACAGCAGCUCUGAAGGCCUUCGACAAAGCACAUCAGCUUCAGCCCAGCUCCAUCUACAGCGUCUACCGGGCAGCUGCCAUCAAACAGACUCUGGGAAAGUUCAAAGAGGCAGUGGAUGAGUAUUUGCAAAUCACAACACAGCAGGACUAUGUUCCUGCUCUUAAAGGUCUUGGGGAGUGCCAGCUGUCUUUGGCAAAGAGUUUAAUGGAAGACUGCAGAGAUGGAGGAGCCAUUGACCUCAUUCAAGAAGCCAUACACAACCUCUUCAGAGCUGUGCAGCUGCGACCAGACCUGUCUUGUUUGUGGAAGCUGCUGGGAGACGCUUGUACUGCCGUUAGAGUUGUCUCGCCAAGCAGGGCUCGAGUUGUGGUGCCAACCUUAUUGACUGGAUUCGACUGCACCAUAAAGGAUCGCAUGUUGAACCAAGCUCAGACACUCAAAGCUGGUGCAAGGUGUUACGCUCAUGCUUUGAAGUUAAUGCCUGAGGUUGCCAGCCUUUGGUAUGACUUAGGGUUAAACUAUUACCACCAGGCCAAUAUCAUACCUUGCCCCACAGAUGAACAACAACCUGGCCCCUCUUUGAACCUGAAGAAGGCACAGGAGUGCUUGAAAAAAGCUAUCCAGAUAGAGAGUGGGAACCAUAGCUACUGGAAUGCCUUGGGAGUGAUUUCUAUGGGCAAAGGUCUGGAGAGCUAUGCUUUGGCUCAACAUUGCUUCAUCAAGUCCAUACAAGUUGAGCCAAAUAAUGUCGUUGCGUGGACAAACCUCGGUACGCUGUAUUUAAAAAAGGACAAUAUGGAGCUUGCACAUGAAGCCUUCAAAAUUGCACAGUCUUUGGAGCCACUGUACGUCAACUGCUGGAUUGGACAGGCGCUCAUCGCAGAACGCGUGGGAAGCUACGACACUAUGGAUCUUUUCAGGCACACCACAGAACUCAGCACACAUAUGGAAGGGGUCAAAGGUUAUGCCUACUGGGUUUGUUCCACCCUUCUGGAUAAGAGUAACAGAGACAGUGAACUGUACCGCUACAACAUUGUGCAAAUGAAUGCCAUCUCUGCUGCUCAUGUAGCACUCUGCAAGUACACAGAAAGAAUCCAGUCUGACCCAGAUGCCUUUAUUAUGCUGGGUUACCUUAAUGAACAUCUACAGCUGAAGAGGCAGGCCUUACAGGCAUACCAAAGCGCUGUUGAACUUCUUCAGUCCAUGUCCUCUUCAGAAAUAUUGGUCUUUUCACUUGGCAGCUAUGCCCGUGCUUUGUGCAACUCAGGCCAAUGGGAGGAAGCAGUGCAAGUUUUUAAGUCCACUCCACUUCAGGAUCUUAGUGACCUGGUAGGGCUGGCUCUGGCCUACUGGAGGGCGAGACUCUUCCCUGAAAGCAUUAGCGCAUAUGAGCGUGCCUUAGCUGUGACGUCCAGUGAGAAGGAGAAGGCUUAUAUCUUGACUGCUCUGGCCUUGCUGCAGCACCAACAGGGCAACCUAGACUCAGCCAAGACUCUGCUUUUCAAAUGCUCAGUGUUAAAGGAGCCGAUCUCAGAGUCUCUGCUUUGUUUGUGUGCGCUGGGAUUGGUGCACAGUGAUGCUGCGCUAGCUGCUGCUGCUCUGACUGAGCUGCUAAAGCAAGGUUCUGCCUCAGGUGGGUUAGUAGAGCAGCAAUGUCUGCUCACUUGCUCCUUGCUGGCCCUUCAGGGCAACUACAGUGCAGUACAAAGAGAGGCCUCCAGAGCUGUUCACAGUAAUCCUGGAAAUCCAUCCCUUUGGGCUUUUCUGUCCAGAGUGAUACCGCAAUAUUACCCCAGAAAGGCGCAGGGGGGCGCGGUAGCUGGCCACAUUGCCUGUCUCUUUAGUAUGACUCAAGGGAAGAGGGCGUUGUUGUACAGUGGAGUGAACCAAGUGGCUUGUGGGAGACAUUCUGGAGAAGCUCCUCGCAGGAAUGCACUGAAGACCAUGCAGAAAGCUGUUCUGCUGUGUCCUGAUGAUCCGGCAACAUGGGCAGGAUUAAUGGCAGCCUGUCACACUGAAAACACCUCCUGUUAUCUUUCUGGCUCUGCUCCUCACAGACGGUCACUGGAACACACUCUAAUGUCUGUGGUUUCUGAGAAAGUGCGUAGCGUGGAGGAGAUAGAGCGCCCUCUAGCUCAGGUUCUGGAAGGCUGGGUAUUGCAGCAGGCUGUGGCUGGUCUAAUGCAACAAGGACAGCUGGAGCAGGCUGAGUCCCUCUGCAUGCAGGUUCUCAACGUGUCCCCCGAGCACCCAGCAGUGAUGCUGUCACUGGCACAGGUUCAGUGUCAGCGCCUCCUCUUGACUAGUGGCAGUAAUGUCCUUCCAGAGCAGGUCCUGGAGCAGCUAAACAAAGCUGUAAUGAUGAACCCUACCAACCUUGGAGCAUGGCAUUGGCUGGCUGAGGUGUGUCGUAGCCAGGGCCUCCUGGUGCAGGCUGUAAUGGCUUAUAGACAGAGUCUGCAGCUUGCACUCCAGCUGGGUACGCACAGCUUCCAGGUCGCCAGCCUGCUUCGACUGGCUCUGCUGGCCCUUGGACCCUGUAUGGCUGGAGUCCCUGGAAAUGACUGGAAGGAUCUUGUGAUGGAAGCCACUACAGAGGUUUUGAAGCUGGGCUCCUCUCCCCUGGCCCUCCUCUUCCAGGCCUUGCUCCAGUAUGUAACCAAGAUGGCUGCAAGGGAAACGAGGCGUUUGCUGGAGAGACUCGUUUAUGUUUCACCUGAUGACUUCCCAGUGACGGUGAUGCAGGUGGCAAGUUGGUAUCUCCUCCGACACUUGCAUGCCAAAAAUGACCAGGAACUCGUCAACGUUCUUUUGCAACAUGCUAAAAUGAACGGAAAUCAAAGGCUGUUGGAGUUUUACACAGCGCUAACGUCUUCCUCAUCCUAAAUGUUGCAUCUGCAUCAUUUGGAUGUAAUGGCAUUAACAGCUAGGCAGGUUUCUCCACAAGCAAGGCAUCAGCUUUUCUGCAUUUGCUGCCAAAGGUUAAAAAGAUGUGAAUGUGAGGCAUCAUAAAUCUCAUAUCAAAACUGUUGUUUUAUUAACCUUAUUUUAUUUCAUUUUAUUUUUCUCUGCAUUUUGAAUAUGAAAUCAGUUCUUUUUAAUCAUUACAUAUUUCUAAACACCAUGCAAUCAUGACCAUGUUCAGCAGAAAAUAAAGACAUUUAAUCAUCA